GUCUUGCACAGGUGUACCGGCUCCUCCCCUCCAGUCUUGCACAGGUGUACAGGCUCCUCCCCUUCAGUCUUGCACAGGUGUACCGGCUCCUCCCCUCCAGUCUUACACAGGUGUACCGGCUCCUCCCCUCCAGUCUUACACAGGUGUACCGGCUCCUCCCCUUCAGUCUUGCACAGGUGUAACAGCUCCUCCCCUUCAGCCUUGCACAGGUGUACCGGCUCCUCCCCUCCAGUCUUGCACAGGUGUACCGGCUCCUCCCCUCCAGUCUUGCACAGGUGUACCGGCUCCUCCCCUCCAGUCUUGCACAGGUGUACCGGCUCCUCCCCUCCAGUCUUGCACAGGUGUACCGGCUCCUCCCCUCCAGUCUUGCACAGGUGUACCGGCUCCUCCCCUCCAGUCUUGCACAGGUGUACCGGCUCCUCCCCUCCAGUCUUGCACAGGUGUACGGCUCCUCCCCUCCAGUCUUGCACAGGUGUACCGGCUCCUCCCCUCCAGUCUUGCACAGGUGUACCGGCUCCUCCCCUCCAGUCUUGCACAGGUGUACCGGCUCCUCCCCUUCAGUCUUGCACAGGUGUAACGGCUCCUCCCCUUCAGCCUUGCACAGGUGUGUAACGGCUCCUCCCCUCCAGUCUUGCACAGGUGUACCAGCUCCUCCCCUUCAGUCUUGCACAGGUGUAACAGCUCCUCCCCUCCAGUCUUGCACAGGUGUACCGGCUCCUCCCCU
Staurois parvus is the source of this 724-nucleotide messenger RNA. Lineage: Eukaryota; Metazoa; Chordata; Amphibia; Anura; Ranidae. The record is from the annotation of a GenBank genome assembly.